AUGUCCAGCCUUUCGACAAAGCUCGCUGCUCUUGAAGAUGCCGGCAAACCAAUUCAAGUUGGCAUCAUUGGUGCUGGGAAAUUCGGAUCAAUGUAUAUCUCGCAAGCUCAUCGCACCAAAGGCGUGCGUCUAGCUGCCAUAGCAGAUCUCUCCCCUGAUAGGGCUGUAUCGUCCCUACAAAAGACCGGAUUUCCAUCUUCUAAAUUCAACACUUGCAUUUCCCUAUCCGAUGGUCUCAAGUACGACAAGACCGUCAUUACUUCUGACUCGGAGGCCAUGAUAGCCACUCCGGGCAUCGAUGUGAUCUUAGAGGUUACCGGAAACCCUGCUGUUGGUGUCCGCCACGCGCUAUUGUGCUGCGAGCACAAGAAGCAUAUUGUCAUGAUUAAUGUGGAGGCCGACGUGCUUGCAGGGCCUUUGCUCGCACGCAAAGCAAAGGAGGCGGGCAUUAUAUACUCAAUGGCAUACGGUGAUCAGCCUGCCCUCAUUGCCGAGCUGGUGGACUGGGCACGCACAGCAGGGUUCGAUGUGGUAUGUGCGGGGAAAGGUACAAAGCACUUGCCCCAAUACCAUUAUUCGACACCUGACACUGUUUGGGACUACUAUGGUUUCACAAAAGCGCAGCUUUCCGGUGGUGACUUCAACCCCCAAAUGUUCAACUCCUUCCUCGAUGGUACAAAGUCUGCAUUAGAGAUGGCCGCAGUCGCAAACGGCUGUGGACUCAGGCCACCCUCGGACGGGCUCGCAUUUCCGCCCUGCGGAACUCAUGACCUACCACAAGUUCUCAAACCGCGCAGCGCAGGCGGUCAACUUGAAGAGAAAGGUACGGUUGAGGUGGUGAGCUGCGUCGAGAAAGACGGACGAGCCGUGUUUGGCGAUCUACGAUGGGGCGUUUUUGUCGUCAUAGAAGCACCAGACGAGUAUCAGCGCGAGUGCUUCGCACAGUACGGCAUAAAGACCGACGACAGCGGAUGGUAUGCUGCGCAGUUCAAACCAUAUCAUCUCAUUGGUCUCGAGCUCGGUAUUUCGGUUGCAUCGAUCAUGGUGCGUGGAGAGCCAACCGGACAGACGCGGACUUGGGCUGGUGAUGUGGUGGCUACAGCGAAGCGCAACCUGCAACAGGGCGAGAAGCUCGAUGGUGAAGGAGGAUUCAUGGUGUACGGAAAGUUGAUGCGCGCCGAGGACUCGCUCCGGACCGAAGGGCUACCUAUUGGCCUUGCGCAUGGACUCGUGCUAAAGAGAGAUGUAGGUAAAGAUCAGGCCUUGAGCUGGAAGGAUGUCGAGUUCAGCGAAAAGAAUCAAGCCGUCGCUGUGAGGCAAGAGAUGGAAAGCAUCUACCGAAAAGAGCUCGGGUCGGUUCGGUGGGACUCAGCGGCAGUAAGAGAUUGA
Messenger RNA from Paraphaeosphaeria sporulosa, 1389 nucleotides. Its product is annotated as SAF domain-containing protein. Gene Ontology annotation, molecular function: nucleotide binding. The transcript has 2 exons. The record is from RefSeq and is a predicted model, not a curated record. NCBI's taxonomy places the organism in Eukaryota, Fungi, Ascomycota, Dothideomycetes, Pleosporales, Didymosphaeriaceae. Bases 1 to 1389 code for a protein of 462 amino acids.